AUGGAGCACAAGGCGGCAGCCACUCAGCAUGCAGAAUUCCGGCUAGACGUGGAGUCGUUGGGCGGGGGCCAGGGACAGGCAUCCCGCUGGGGCAUCCCUCUGGAGGCCCCAGAGGGAGGCUCGCCCCGCAGUCCUAAACCCGCGCCACUGCUAGCCCUUCGGGAGGUCUGGCGAUCGCUGAGCGCCAGCUCGCGGGCGUUGCUGGUGCUGGGCACUGCGCAGGCCCUGACCGCUGCCACCUUUGCGGUGGUGCAGUUUGCCGACGACUGGCAGCUGCUGCUGCAAGACACAGCCCUCAUCUUGUGCUCCGCGGUGCUCACGCUGGGCCUGCUGCUGGACGCGUUUGCCAGGGAGAAUGCCUACCAGCUGCUGGCGAGCCUGGCGCUGGGCGCCCUCUCCGCCAGCCAACUCAUUGUUUACCUGGCGACAGUGCAGGGCCGCGGGCAGGGCGGCGCCGCCGCGGCAGUGGCCGUCUGCCUGGCGCUUCAGCUGGCUGCCGCGGCGCUGGCCCGCUCCGCAUACCUGGGCUUUGGCUGGCGCAUGUACAGCAGGAUCGCCUCCAGCUGGCGCCUCCGCCCCGCGGAGCAGCAGCGGCAGCGUGCCGCGGCGCUGGCUCGUCAGCGGUUUGCCGCCCUGGCGCGGGCAGACGGCCUGCUGCUGACGCUGAUGCUACUGGUGGCGGCGGUGAACGCAGCCAACCCGGGAGGCGGCGACGGCCAGCCGCAGCCGCUGGGGCUGCUGGUCGGAGCGGCGGCGGCGGCGGUGCCGGUGUGCGCUGGCUGGCUGGCGGCCUGCUGGGCGGCGGCGUGCCGCCGCGGGCGCCGGCUGGCGAUGGCGCUCGACUGCGCCUACCCGCUCUGCUACGUGCCUCCCCUCCUCAUCAUGUUUGCAGGCGAGCGCAGCAGCAGUUUUGAUCGCGCGUCCCUGGGCAGCCAGCUGAGCCAGCCUCACGGCCAGGCCUACCUCAUCCUGUACCCGCUGCUCUUCCUGGCAGCCCGCACCGCCACAUGGUGGGCCACGCGCCAGCUCAGCGCCGCGCGCCAGCUCAGCGCCGACGACGACGCGCGCGGCGACGCCCAGCAGCUGCUGCUGCCGCCCGAGCUGGUGCCGCUGGCGCGCGGCGCCUGGCUGCUGAAGCUCCCCAGCAGCGGCAGCAGCAGCGGGCCUUGCGGUACCGCCUCUGGCGCCCUGGAUGCCGCCCCCAGCGGCUGGAGCUGCAGCACGUUCAAGGCAGACGGCGGCGGCGCAGCCUGCUGGCCCGGAGGCCUGUCGUGGUGGCCCGGCCGCGGCGGCGGCGGCAGCGGGGCGGCGGCAGGCCGGCAGCGCUUCUUCCAGCUGUCUCACGACGGCGCCUGCCUGCGCUGGGACUGGAACCGAUGGGUGCUCAUCCCGCACGUGCAAGGCAUCCAGUGCUGCGACGGCAGCCAGACCAUCAGCCUGCAGCUGCUGCUGGAGCCAGACCUGAGGCUGCGCUUUGCCGCUGCGCAGCAGUACGGCGAGUGGCGCCAGGGCCUGCAGCUGCUGCUGGCCCUGCUGGCGCAGCCCGAGGAGCUGCUGCCCAGCAGCUCGCCGACGGCGGCGGCGGCAGGCCCGCUGGCGGCGCGCGGCAGCGAGAGCUCGGUGAUGGCAGCGUCGGCGGAGGCCAGCCAGGAUGGCCGCUCUUCCAGCAGCCUUGGCAGGGAAGUGAUCCUACAGGUGGCGCCCUCGCCUCGUGCCCUGCCGGCGGCCUCGCCCUUUGGCCAGGCCGGCAGCAGCAGCAGCAGCCGCCACGGGGGCUGGCCUGUGGCCGCAGACGCGGCGUCGGCACCGUCCGCCACGCCGCUGGUCAGGGAAAACAGCCAGGUGCAGCGGCUGCGGGUGUGCGCCCGCUCGGAUUCCAGGGUGCAGCUGGAGUCUGCUGCGCAGCGCAGCCAGGCAGCCAUUGCGGCGGCGCUGCAGCGGCAGCAGGCGGCGGACGGCAAGCUGGAACGGCAGUCGGCGCCGGCCGGCGCGGCAGCGGCCGCGCCGUUGCGGCGUGCGGCCACCAUCCAGCUGAUUGCCUCGUCAGCCAGCGGACUUCUUCCCGAGCUGGCCACAAAGGGCGUCGGCGGCCAGGGUGCUGCAGGGCCCCACCCACGCCGGGCCAGCCGCCCGUCACCGCGGCUGCAGCAGCGGCACAGCCCCCGCGGCGCGGCGGGCCCAGGCGGCAGCGCGGUCGAGCGGCUGCGAUACGGCCUGCGCCGCGCCAUCACGCUGCCAUCUCAUCUAUGGUGGACCUACGGCACUGGCGCGGCAGCUGCCACCCCAGGGCUGGUUGCAGCGGCAGGCUCGGCGCAGCACAGCAGCCCCUCCCGCCAGCCUCUCAACGACCGGCUGCGGCCCAGCAGCAGCAGUGAGGACUUCACCGCAGCAGCUCUAGUGGCGGCGGCCGAGGAGCACGAGCGGCAGCGGAAGCUGGAGGCACAGCAGCAGCAGCAGCAGCAGCAGCACCACCAGCAGCAGCAGGCGGUGGCGCAGGAUGCCCCACACCAUGAGAGAAAGCUAACGCUGGGUGUGUGGGCGGAGGGGGCGCUGCCGUUGCUCGAUCUGCGACAGUCGCCGCGGCCGCAGCGGCCGCCAGGGCUGCCGCUGAGCGGCCGGCAGCACUAUGCAGCCGGCGGUGCAGCCUUGGGUGGCAGCUCUGCCGCUGACGGGGCCGGCGUUGCUGCCACAGGUCCGCGCCGCUCUGUGUCGGCGGGCGGUGAGCCGCUAGGAGGAGGUGGUGGUGGCAUCACGGUGCCGCAGCGGAGUCCCUUCAUCCACCUGGUCGCAGCAGCGGCAUCGGAGCAAGGGCCCAGCUCUGCCGGCAGCGGGGCCAGCACCCCGUAUCAGCGUUCGGCGGCAGGCUCGCCUCAGCGUGGCAGCCCCAACCGCCAAGAGCAGCUGCAGAGCUUCCAGCGCUACCUGCAGCACCAGCUGGCUGCUCAGCAGCGCGGCCGAUAUGGGCCUAUGGGCGACAGCAACAGCGGCAGCGCCGCAGGCACACGCCCAGCGAGCACCGCCGGCAGCCCGCAGCACGGCAGCCCCAGCAGGCAGGAGGCGGACGCUUCGCUGCUGUCGUUGCCGCGCGGAUCGCCUCCCACAUCCGCCAGGGAGGGCAGGGAGGGCAGGCAGGACGGGCCUGGCGCGGCAGCCGCAGGCGCCACAUACAUGCCAAACCCCCGCCCCCACCUCGGCUCAAUAACCACCGGCAGGUCCCCGCAGCAGCAGCAGCAGCAGUUUGCGACCCGCAUGCAGGCUGCCGGCCAGCCGCAGGCGGAGCUGGCGGCCUCCUUCCUGCCGCUGUCCAUUUUGGGCGGCAGCAGCCAGCCGAUGCCGGCGUUUGAUGCCGCGGCCAGCAGCGCAGACCCUGGCUCGGCUCCAAUGUCUGGCCUGACCAGCGUUGCCCCCCACAGUGCCAACCUGCUGACUCGUGCCGAGUCGUCUUUCAGCAGCUGGGGGAUGCCCACCCCCACGACUGCCACCUCCCGCACCGCCUUUGGCCUUAGCCGCUUCAACAGCUUGAUCCCCAGCGUGUCCCACACGCCGCUGGCCUCCUUCCGCCAGCACCCCAGCUUCGCCACCUCUUACCAGCAGCAGCAGCUGGCCGCCGCCACGAUCCUGGCUGCGGCUACGGGGCGGGGAGGGCCCGGCGGCGGCGUUGCAGGUCAGCGGCAUGGGCACAGAGACGCGCUGGAUGGCGGUGGCGGCGGCUUCGACAACAGGGGGUGCCGAGGGCAUGGCGAGGAGGGCAGCGUGGCGACCAGCCCUGACGCGUCUCCCACUAGCUUGAUUGCUGGCCUGGGCAUCAAUGUGCCGGUGGAGAUGGUCGACUUCAGGGACCUCGUCUUUGGAAAGUUUCUGGGCGAGGGCUCAGAGGGCUCGGUGUAUGCGGCGUGGUACCAGGAGACGCCUGUGGCUGUCAAGAAGACGCAGUCGCUGAUGGAGAUAGAGAUGAACCUGCAUGCGGGUGCCCACGACAACAUUGUCGGGCUGCGCGGCCUGUGCUCCCAUGGCAGCGACAUCUACCUCAUCAUGGAGCUCUGCCCCAGGGGCACGCUCGAUGUUUUGAUUCACAAGGGGCAGGGCAGCAGCCACCGGCUGGACCCGCUCAAGCUGCUGCCCAUCGUGCGAAGCAUGGCGCGCGGCAUGCUUCACCUGCACACCCGCCGCCCCGCCAUCUUCCACAGAGACCUCAAGCCUGGCAACCUGUUCAUAGGGCACGGCGGCGUGGUGAAGGUUGGGGACUUGGGCAUGAGCCGCUACGCGGCGCAGUGGCGGGGCCAGCAGGGGGACGGCGCCCUGGAGCGCACGCUCACGCCGGGCGUCAUCGGCACCGCUGCCUACUCAGCGCCUGAGCUGCUCAAUCCAGAGACUCCGGAUGCCGCAGACGACCGGCAGACGACAGCGGAGGAUGAGGAGCGCAUCCUCAAGGCUGAUGUGUACAGCUUUGGGGUGACGUUGUUUGAGGUGAUGGAGCGGCGGCGACCCUUCGCCGGCAUGGACGGCUUCCAGAUCCAGACGCAGUGGUACCUGGACCCUCAGUCCAUGCGCCUGCCCGCGGUCUCCAUCCCAGACGGCAUCCCGCCGCCCGCCCGCACCAUCAUGGAGGCGCUCGCGGGCCUGGUGGAAAGCUGCACACACUGGGACCCCGACCAGCGGCCCAGCUUCCAGCAAAUACUGGCGGUGCUGCGGGCAGCUGCUGGCGGCGGCACGGACAGCACGGCGCCGCCCACCCCGGCCGCUUCCUUUGUCGCCCCCUUCUGA
Messenger RNA from Chlorella variabilis, 4764 nucleotides. RefSeq lists its product as hypothetical. Bases 1 to 4764 code for a protein of 1587 amino acids. Gene Ontology annotation, biological process: protein phosphorylation. NCBI's taxonomy places the organism in Eukaryota, Viridiplantae, Chlorophyta, Trebouxiophyceae, Chlorellales, Chlorellaceae. Gene Ontology annotation, cellular component: cytoplasm. The record is from RefSeq and is a predicted model, not a curated record. Gene Ontology annotation, molecular function: ATP binding; protein serine/threonine kinase activity. The transcript has 15 exons.